AGGAGGUGGGAUUAUGGACACGGGACCCAAUGAGCCCGAAAAACGUGCACCGCUCGCAGCUCUUUUAGCCUGGCGGAGGGGCAGCAGAAGUCUCUUGGCGGAGUGCGGAGAGAGCCGGCACCCCCUCCCGUCCCGUCCAUCCCUGUCCCGUCCGGGCCGGUCGCGCCAUGGCGCUGGGGAAGCUGCAGAAAGUGCUGAUCAGCGAAAGCCUGGACCCCUGCUGCCGGGAGAUCCUGGAGGCCGGCGGGCUCCGGGUGCAGGAGAAGCCCGGGCUGAGCAAGGAAGAGCUGUUACGGGAGAUCCGGGACUGCGAUGGACUCAUCGUGCGCUCGGCCACCAAAGUCACGGCUGAGGUGCUGGAGGCAGCUGAGAGGUUGCAGGUGGUGGGCAGAGCAGGCACCGGUGUGGAUAACGUGGACGUGGAAGCAGCCACCAGGAAGGGUGUCCUGGUCAUGAACACACCCACUGGGAACAGCCUCAGCGCUGCGGAGCUCACCUGUGGGAUGAUCAUGUGCUUGGCCAGGCAGAUCCCACAGGCAGCUGCCUCCAUGAAGGAGGGCAAGUGGGACCGUAAGAAGUACAUGGGCAUGGAGCUGAAUGGGAAGACGCUGGCUGUGCUGGGGCUGGGACGCAUCGGCAGGGAGGUGGCCACCCGCAUGCAGGCUUUCGGCAUGAAGACCAUAGGCUACGACCCCAUCAUCACCCCCGAAGUCUCAGCCACCUUUGGCGUGGAGCAGCUACCGCUGGAUCAGAUCUGGCCCCGCUGCGACUUCAUCACAGUGCACACGCCACUGCUGCCCUCCACCACGGGGCUCCUGAAUGACAGCACCUUCGCCAAGUGCCGCCGUGGCGUGCAGGUGGUGAACUGUGCCCGCGGUGGCAUCGUGGAUGAGGGCGCGCUGCUGCGGGCGCUGCAGUCGGGGCAGUGUGGCGGGGCUGCCCUGGAUGUCUUCACACAGGAGCCCCCAAAGGACCGUGACCUGGUGAACCACCCCAAUGUCAUCUCCUGCCCUCACCUGGGUGCUAGCACACGGGAGGCACAGAGCCGCUGCGGCAAGGAAAUCGCCAUGCAGAUCGUGGAUAUGGCCACGGGGAAGGGGCUGACUGGUGUAGUUAAUGCGCAGGCUCUCAGCAAGGCUUUUGCACCCCAGACCAAGCCCUGGAUUGCCCUGGCCCGGGCCCUGGGCACAGUGCUGCACAUGGUGGGCAAGCAAGUGCAGGGCAGCAUGCAGGUCUGCACCCUAGGGACACCACUGCGGGAGGCCGGGAGCUACCUGACGCCUGCCGUGGCCGCGGGCAUGCUGGCUGGAGGGACUCAGAAGGAGGUGACCCUGGUGAAUGCCAUGCUGCUGGCCCAGGAGGCUGGGCUGAAGGUCACAACCACCCACAGCGACGUGGCCCCCGAGCCCGACAGCAGCACUGGCUUGGUGCAGGUGUCCCUGCAGGGCACCCCGCACUGGGUGACAGGGACGGUACAGGGCAGCACCCCGGUGCUGCGGGAGAUCAGCGGGGCCACCUUCAAGCAGCCAGCCCCACUGUCUGGCCCUCUCCUCACCUACAGAGCCAAAGCUUCCGAUCCCACUGCUCUGGCCACGCUGACGGGGCUUCUGGGCAAGAUGGGGAUCCAGCUCCAGUCCUACCACAGCUCCAGCACAGUGGGAGGGGAGCAGUGGAGCAUUGUGGGGCUCUCAGCCCCCCUGUCCAACCUCAGCGAGCUGAAGCCACGAGUCACAGAAAUCUUCCAGCUCCACCUGCUGUAGACCCCAAUUGUCAACAAGGACUCUCCCCAUGGCCGAAGCACCUGGACCCUCCCCCAGCUGGGGAAGCAUUGGAGCCAGCUGUCCCUGACCCCGACACUGAGUUUGGGGUGGCCCCACACUCAAUAAAGGGUCUAGAAGGAGACAGCAUGUGA
Molecule: messenger RNA, 1912 nt
Organism: Neopelma chrysocephalum (saffron-crested tyrant-manakin)
Lineage: Eukaryota; Metazoa; Chordata; Aves; Passeriformes; Pipridae
Gene: PHGDH
Product: phosphoglycerate dehydrogenase
Exons: 12
Coding region: 168-1760 (530 amino acids)
Biological process (GO): L-serine biosynthetic process
Molecular function (GO): phosphoglycerate dehydrogenase activity; NAD binding
Source: RefSeq, a predicted model, not a curated record